CUGUGAUAUAAAAGGUUCACCUUUCAUAAUUUCUCCUUUCUACAAGAAUGCGAAUGCUCAUAUUUCCAAACAGCGGUAAAUGAUAUGAUCAUGUAAUCAGGUAGGAAUCAAGACUCCAGAGCCCCUGGAUGGCAUUAAGUUGCCAAGCAUCGCUACCUACCUAGUAAUUACGGCGCAGAUUCCGGAUUCAUAUAAAGGCUAAGUGAAGAUAAGUUAUACCUCGAUUCUGAACUUCGCGAUGUUAUAACACGUUCGCUUCGUCACUCAAUUGGACCAAGAGAUGUUCUUAGUCGAUCACUCGUUCUUAUUCCUGUUCUCUCACCUGGAAGAUAUUUCACUCUGAUAUAACCUCCUUUGUUAUCCGAGAGCUGGGAGCAACACUCGUUCAAAACUCAAGACUCCAUUAUUCAGGGGUAGCGAAGAAUCAAGAUACCGUGGACGAUAUUCGAGCACCAAGAUAUUCAACUGGUAGAUCAUCCUUCACUACCCUAACAAGAUGGCGGGUAUCUUAAGCAGCUACAGCGACAGCACGUGUAACACGCACAACGCCCUGCAAAACAUAUCCGAAUAUGCCUGCGGCGUAACCUUCCAAUUUAAGGACUCGGAUAAUCCGCCAGACAUGCACUACGGCGUAGUAUCUCUUCAGAGAUGCUGUGACGAGGCGAACCAGCCCCUGCUGCGUAUACCGGGAAACACGGGCUGCGAGAUGCAGUUCUGCGAAUUGCCGGCCAUCACGACGUCUUACACAUCGACCAUUAGACAUGGUGGAGCUACCGAGACGGCUCCCCCUACCGUCACGGAGGGCAUCGAAUCCGGCUGGCCUAGCGACGUCGUGUCUUGCAUGAAAUUCGUGUACAAAGGCGAUCUACCAGAUGAUAUCGUGGACGACAUAUCUUACGCGGAUAGCUGGUGCGUUAUUCGGAUGUAUAAUGACGCGCUAGACCCGUCUGAGGUGUCGACUGCCGUGACAGCGAGCGCAGCACCGGCAAGCUGGACAUCGGCGGCUGUAGACCCGUUUGAGAGUAUGUUUUCGUCAAAGACCGCCUCAUCUGCGACUGCGGGAUCCACGUCGACAAGCAACGGAUGCGGCACGUACGCCGACCAGAAGAUGGCGGGUGGAAUAAGGAUAUGGGUCGUCCUUGGAUUGAUGUUCGUCGGUGUAGUUGCAGCUCUUUAAUUCCGUGUUCAAUGGGACAUUUUCGAUAUUGCUACUCGCACGAAACGCCACGGGCGCCACCACCGAUACUACGACGCGCCAAGCAUCUAAUGAUACCUCUCGUCAAUACCCCUCGUUUACGUCGACC
Annulohypoxylon maeteangense is the source of this 1304-nucleotide messenger RNA. RefSeq lists its product as uncharacterized. Lineage: Eukaryota; Fungi; Ascomycota; Sordariomycetes; Xylariales; Hypoxylaceae. The transcript has a single exon. The record is from RefSeq and is a predicted model, not a curated record. Bases 497 to 1177 code for a protein of 226 amino acids.